CCUGACUGUGUUAUUAUGAAACGAACACAGGAUGAAAAUGUAAUAAUUUGAGCGGAACUAAUACCUGAAUAGGAACUCGGAUGUGCACCUUUGUCACACAGUAAUACAAUAAUAGGGAAAGUAAUGUUAAAGUUGGUAUAGCAGAACCAAACCAGAGUGAACGCUUGUCUGUAGUAAAAUUAUCGCAAGAAAAUCCAGUAUUGUGUGAAGAAGUGUUAUUAAGGUGGAGUUAUGAGUGAUCAGGAGAGUUUGAUAACCAUAAACGAUUUACCAAUGAGCUUCACUGUUAAAUAUUUAGGAAGUCAUGAAGCGAAAGGGCUAUGGGGCAUUAAAUACACCAGAAGGCCAGUAGAUAUUUUAAUAUCUUUAACAAAAAACAAUCCUAGUGCAUAUAAUUUACCCUUAGUUAAUGCGCAAGUUUCAGAGGAAGGCUUUUCAAUUACAGAAAUAACUAAGGAAGGAAUUCAGGGAGAAGUCAAUAAGUUUCCAGUUGAAAUAAUCUCAUAUGGAGUGCAAGACUUAGUUUAUACUAGAGUAUUCAGUAUUAUUACUGUUCAGGAUCAAAGUCUAAAGUGUGCUACCCCAUUUAUGUGUCACAGUUUUGUUUGUGACUCUCGAGAUCAAGCUAGACGGUUAACCUAUGCUUUGGCAGCAGUAUUUCAGGAUUACGGCAGAAAGAUUAAAGAAGAGGCAAAAGCAACGGGAAUGCCAAUUAAACGUCUUACUAUUGACUUAAGAACACCGGAAGAGCAAGCCGAAGGUCUUGAUGAAAAAGAAACUGAUGCCUAAAAUCAUCUAAUGUUAUUACUAUUUACACAAUAACUAAUUCAUAUUUUCCGAUAUUUUUUGGCUGUGAAUAUAUAAAUACACUAAUACACGAAAAUAUUUUAUAAUAAUCUUUUUAGAUCCAUUAGGAUAUUAGACAGACAUUUUAAUGUCAGGCCUUAUAGACGAGGAUCUGAAAUUAUCAUAUCGGACAUCUAUCAUAUUAGACGGAUGUUCUUUGAAAUUAGUGUCACGGACAGCAACAAAUAUUUUACAUGUUUAGAGAAAUACUGUGUAUCAAUAUGUUUUUUUGAGUGGUUUAAUUACAAAGUAGUAGCUA
This is a messenger RNA of Anthonomus grandis grandis, 1105 nucleotides long. RefSeq lists its product as uncharacterized. Lineage: Eukaryota; Metazoa; Arthropoda; Insecta; Coleoptera; Curculionidae. Bases 232 to 789 code for a protein of 185 amino acids. The transcript has 3 exons. The record is from RefSeq and is a predicted model, not a curated record.